CCCGCCUUUUUGUGUUUCCCGCACCGUCAAUCAAAAUAGAAAAAAAAUCGACCCGAAUUCACCGAUCAACACUUAUAGCCCGCCUUUGAUAAAAUAAUCAUGUUUGGAGUUGACUUUGUCUAAUAAUGAAGCAGCUUAUACGGCCUCUCGCGCUAUGACUGGUCCGUAAACACUCGGCGGAUCGAAGCGGGCAACUAAUCGGUGAGUUUGUGCGUGUUUUUAUCUAACUAAAGCUGCACAUAAGGAGCACAAAGUAAACAGUCGAUCGGGGCCGAAAUCGCGUCACAAUCUGCGCUAUAAAAGUUGAAUCACGCAGCCAGCUCCUGUGGGACCGCACAGUGGGCAUGCUUUGCGGGCUUUUGUGGCCGGAAGGAGUGGAAGAUUACAGAGUUUUUCCGAGUUUCCCUCUCUUCUCCCCCUGCUAGCAGCCUCUGUCUCACUGAAACAAGGAGAAAUGGCGUCCGCGGACGUGGACAGCUGCAGCCAAAGCGAGUUUCUGCAGCCCGGCGGAGCCACGGAGACACAGACGACAGACAUGUCAGCCAUACAGUUGACGAGUUCAGACCGAUGGGAGGUGUUGACUCCCGUCUCCACUGGGAAAGAAGACCAGGGGAUCGUUCACAUUCCUAACUCUGGGAUCGUCACGUCCAACGGCCAGUACGUGCUUCCUCUCGGCAGUCUGCCCAGCCAGCCCAUCUACGUCACGGCGUCUGGGAACGAGGCGGCAGCCAACGGGGUGUCGGGCAUUCAGUAUCAGGUCAUCCCUCAGAUCCAGAAUGCAGACGGGACCCUGUCAGGGUUCACGCAGGGCCUGGACGACGGCACGGGGCAGAUCCAGCUGCUCCAAGAUGGCGGCCAUGGCAGCAUCGGGAUCAGCUGCGCCACGACGACGACCACGGACCUCCUGACGCAGGCGGGCCAAGUACAGUCCAUCCAGGGGGUCUCGCUAGCGGGGGGGUCGGCCUACACCAGCACAGUCGGGUUGCCCGGCAACAUCACGUUCGUCCCCAUAAACAGCGUGGACCUGGAGUCUCUAGGGCUGACGGGGGCGCACACGGUCCCCAUCGCCACCGGGGUGACGGCUGAGGGUCAGCUGAUCAUGGGGGGCCAGACGCUGGACAAUCAGGGGCAGGACGGCGGCGCCAAGCAGCCGCUGGUGGCGGUGAGCGGCACCAACCAGGAACUCUACGUGCCAACCAGCUCCUCCAACGCCAACCCCUCCAACCUACCGGAGACCAUCGACGGCACCGGGGUCCUGACCCAGGCCACCGCCGUGUCCGCAGGCGUCUCAGACCCCUCCUCGGAGAACUACAACUCCCAGAACCACCUGCAGCAGAUCCAGGUGUCCACCUCUAACGCCACCACCAUCUCUCAGCCCAUCCUGCAGCUGUCUGGGGACCAGGCCCAGGUGGCUGCUGGUCAGGACCUGAACGCAGCAGGUCAGACUCUGCAGAGCGUGCAGCUGGUGAACCCGGGGACCUUCCUCAUCCAGGCCCAGACCGUCACCGCUACCGGACAGAUCCAGUGGCAGACCUUCCAGGUUCAGGGUGUCCAGUCCCUUCAGGGGCUCCAGCUGCCCCAGGGGCAGGGCCAGGCCCAGCAGCUGACCCUGGCCCCGGUCCACACCCUCCCUCUGGGCCAGAGCGGCCAGGUCAACCUGCCCAACCUGCAGACCGUCACCGUCAACUCUGCAGUCCAGACCGGAGUCCAGUACACACAGGAGAACGCCAACAGUCCCGCCGGUAUCCAGAUAAAGGAGGAGCCGGACUCCGAGGAGUGGCAGCUGAGCGGGAACUCCACGCUGAACCCCAGCGACCUCAACAACCUGCGUGUUCAGAUGGCCGACGAGGACAUGGAGACGCAGGGCGGCGAGGGGAAGCGGCUCCGCAGGGUCGCCUGCACCUGCCCCAACUGCAAGGAGUCAGGAGGAAGAGGUUCGGGUAUGGGGAAGAAGAAGCAGCAUAUCUGCCACAUUGUGGGCUGUGGGAAGGUUUACGGCAAGACGUCUCACCUGCGAGCUCACCUGCGCUGGCACAGCGGGGAGAGACCCUUCGUCUGCAACUGGAUGUUCUGCGGGAAAAGAUUCACCAGGAGCGACGAGCUGCAGAGACACAGGAGGACACACACAGGGGAGAAGAAGUUUGUGUGCACGGAGUGCUCCAAGCGGUUCAUGCGGAGCGACCACCUGGCCAAGCACAUAAAGACUCACCAGAAUAAAAAAGGCGGGGUUUCCUCCACGCCGCCGCCCACCACCGACGCCGUCAUCACCGCCGACGGCACCACGCUCAUCCUGCAGACCGCCCCGCACGACCUCGUAGCCAAUCAGGAGAUCCCUCUGCAGCUGGUCACCGUGGCGACCGGAGAGGUGAUGGAAUGAGAGGCUGAGUGAGGUGGUUUUUUUGUUGAGAACUGGCCUAUCACAGGGACCUCUUGGGCUUUUCUCUUUCCCCUCUUACCUUUUUUUUGUUUUUGUUUUUUACAUAUGAAUAUAUACGUAAAUAUAUAUGACAAAUAUAUAUAUUUUAAGUAAGAGUUAUCAUGACUUUAUGUUUGUUUUUUGCAGUCUUUUUAUAGGCGGGCAAAAAAAAUAACAUUAAAAUGUGGUUGCUAUAUACACACGCAUAAACACACUGACACACACACACACACACACAUGCAUUAACACUCAACACGCCACAUGAAUACUCAACACGAUGAAAUGCCUUAUUUUGUAUCAUACUCUUGUAUAAAAUGCUGGAGGUGCAUGUGUUUUUUUUAAGCUUUGCAGAUGAUGUAACUGUAACGGAGAUAAAAUGUGUUUGUGAUAUGGA
Molecule: messenger RNA, 2810 nt
Organism: Centropristis striata (black sea bass)
Lineage: Eukaryota; Metazoa; Chordata; Actinopteri; Perciformes; Serranidae
Product: transcription factor Sp3-like
Exons: 8
Coding region: 455-2377 (640 amino acids)
Biological process (GO): regulation of transcription by RNA polymerase II
Molecular function (GO): DNA-binding transcription factor activity, RNA polymerase II-specific; RNA polymerase II cis-regulatory region sequence-specific DNA binding
Source: RefSeq, a predicted model, not a curated record